GAGGAAGACGCGUUCAGAGUGAAAGAGGAGAAGGAAGAGGAGGCUGUUACAAUACAAAAACAAGUAGACAGUGAGGGUGUUACCGGGAAAGAAGAAAAAUACGUUACAGUAAAAGAAGAGGAAGAGGCGUUCAGAGUGAAAGAGAAGGAGGAUGUUACAGUAAAAGAAGAGGCAGAGAAAGAGGAAGUUGCAGUUUUUGGAGUGAAAGAGGAGGAGGGGGAGAUUACUGUCACAUCGAAAAAGGAAGCGGAGGAAACUGGAUAUCUGGGCCCGGUUUCCCAAACUCAUCUUAAGGCAUCCAAUGGUUCUAACGAUGAACGUGCCCUGGUUUACACUCGAGAGAGACAGGACUAUCGUGGAUCAUCUGGGGAGCCUCAACAACCUCAUGAUGCUGAAGAGGCAGAGAAGAGUCUCUCCAGAUCAGAACACCUCAAGAAACACCAGCAGAGACCCACAGGAAAGAAAUCUAAUUACUGCUCUGACUGUGGGAAAUGUUGCAAAUAUUCAUCAGACCUUAAAAUACACCAACGAGUACACACAGGAGAGAAAUCUCACCACUGUUCAGAUUGUGGGAAAAGCUUUUCAACAUCACAGAUUUUGAAGCUGCACCAGAGAACACACACAGGAGAGAAAUCUCAUAUCUGUGAUCAAUGUGGGAAGAGUUUUACUCAGUCAGGCUCCCUGAAAUCACACCGGAAACUACACACAGGAGAGAAACCUUAUAGCUGUAUUCAAUGUGGGAAGAGUUUUACUACAUCUAGCAAUCUGACUAUACACCAGAGAACACACACAAGAGAGAAAUCUUAUAGCUGUAAUCAAUGUGGGAAGAGUUUUAAUACAUCUAGCCAUCUGACUACACACCAGCGAGUACACACAGGAGAGAAGCUUCACCACUGCUCAAAUUGUGGGAAAAGCUUUUCAACAUCACAGUCUUUGAAGCUACACCAGAGAACACACACAGGAGAGAAAUCUCGUAGCUGUGAUCAAUGUGGAAAGAGUUUUACUCAGUCAGUCUCCCUGAAAUCACACCAGAAACUACACACCGGAGAGAACCCUUAUAGCUGUAUUCAAUGUGGGAAGAGUUUUACUACAUCUAGCAAUCUGACUAUAUGCCAGAGAACACAUACAGGAGAGAGAUCCUUUAGUUGUAAUCAAUGUGGGAAGAGUUUUGUUCAGUCUAGCGAUCUGACAGUACACCAGAGAACACACACAGGAGAGACAUAUUUUAGCUGUGAUCAGUGUGACAAGAGAUACUCUGAUAAAAGAUCUCUGAUCAAACAUCAGAAAAUACAUGAAGGAGUUGUUUCAUGAUAUCAAUUAAAUAAUUUCACAAUGUAGAAUGUUUUUAACAUUGUAGUAGGUGUAUUUUAAGGAAUCUCACAAUGUAGAACCCUAAAUGUUUGCCCCAUUCAAUUGAUUUCAGCAUGAUUUUGAUAUUAGCCUCUGGAAAAAUCCAAGGUCUGAAUUGAAUGAGUACUAUUUAUGUGAUUUAUCAAAAAGUGACUAACACAAAAAGAGCUGUGUUUCAAUUACGGUACCAUGUUGGUGACCCACUUGAAUCAAAAUGUAACUAGCUGUUUACCACGUUGGUGACCCACUGGAAUCAAAAUGCACACUUCAAAAUGUAGCUAGCUGUUUUCUACAAAUUGUCCUCUAACCAGUGAUGUACACAUUAUUCCCAGAUUAUGUGUGGUUUUUGAGCUGUUAGUUUUUACAUCUCCCUCCUCUCGCACAAUUGAUUUCAACAUGAUAUCGAUGAGUGAUGAAUAAGUGUUGUGUUCCUUUGGUUCGCGACCCCUAAAUUUAAAUGCAUCACUCCAAAAUGUAGCUGACUGUCUUGUUUUAUGAUUCCAUGCAUCACCAUUAAGUGAAUUGUUGCCAAAGAGGUGUACAUUUGGUUUUGAUAUUUCAUAUUUACAAUUCAUGUAACAUUUAGUAAUCAUAAAUAUUUAUGCAACCAACUGAUCAUUUUCGGGUAUAAUUAUAUUGACAUUGUUGCCCUGCUUUUAUAGUAUCAGGGUUAAUUCCGAGUGAACCAUUAUGACACACCCCUCACUACUGUCAUUGGUUACACUAAUUGCACUGUUUGUCUACAUAACCUGGUUCAAGUAUUCAUGACAUUACCCUGAGGAAGGCACAGUGAUGCCCGAAACGUUGGUAAAUACCCAUUAAAUUGCUGGGAGUUUAUA
Messenger RNA from Oncorhynchus nerka (sockeye salmon), 2189 nucleotides. RefSeq names its product zinc finger protein 664-like. Lineage: Eukaryota; Metazoa; Chordata; Actinopteri; Salmoniformes; Salmonidae. Gene Ontology annotation, molecular function: RNA polymerase II cis-regulatory region sequence-specific DNA binding; DNA-binding transcription factor activity. Gene Ontology annotation, biological process: regulation of transcription by RNA polymerase II. The transcript is spliced from 2 exons. The record is from RefSeq and is a predicted model, not a curated record. The annotation marks the transcript as partial.